Molecule: messenger RNA, 4104 nt
Organism: Moesziomyces aphidis
Lineage: Eukaryota; Fungi; Basidiomycota; Ustilaginomycetes; Ustilaginales; Ustilaginaceae
Source: the annotation of a GenBank genome assembly
AUGCUUCGGGCUCCGCCUCGUCCAGGAACGACUCUUGGAGAUCUUCUGUCGAUAGCCGCUCCGCAGACCAGCAUCCAAGACUCAGAUCUCCUAGGCGUCGCAGUCCAGAGCCAGACUAUGACAGACACCAUUCCUCCGAACGCAGGCGCGACCAUGAAGACCGCCACCGUAACCACUCCUCCUCGCAUCGAACAGGCUACGGUCAAGACAGCUGGCGUUCUUCCGGGCAGCGCUCGCCAUAUGCUCCCUCCUCCAGCUCGGAACCUCGGCGUCAUUCCUCCUACUAUGACCACCACGCACCCGACCGACGCCCUCGCUCCCCUGACAGGAACAGGCGCUCCGACGUCGAUGGCCAUCCUUGCGACAAUGAGCGAGGCUCGCGACAAUCGCACACCUCGCGCCAUGAUCACAAGUAUCGCGAGCCUCGGCGCCACGACGAUGAUCACUGGCGUACAAGGCGCUCCCACAGAAGCCGCAGCAGAUCUCGUGACCGCUCGCAAAGAUCCCACGCCAGAGAUCACCAUCGCUCAUCGGCCUCGCACCUAUCCUCGCAUCCAGCCGCUGAGGCCCCAGAGGCCGCAGAGGCCGGAGAGAUUGUGGAAGUUCGUCGAUGCGUCUCGGCGAGGCCCCCCGCCCCUUGCGUCCGAAGCCGACGAAGUUGAAGACCGCCUCGAGACGCUGGCACGCGCAUCCGGUGCCUCACGCUCAGCCAAUGGUCUCCAUGCUGUCUCCAGCCGCGACCCGCAUAGCGCACGGCCCAGCAACCACAGGUUGGACCACAACAGCACGCCCCAGACAAACGGCCACUCUCGCCCUCACCGAGAAGAUCGAUUCGCCAGCACAAGUCGCAGGUCUCUCUCGCCAGUCCCUCCCUCCAAAUCCUUCCGCCCGGAUUCCGCAUCCACGGCAUCGACUAGCCGGCCUCGGCCAGAGAGUGCAAUUUUGGCGCACAUCGCAGACCCACCGACCCGCGAGCCGCCACCUGCUCCGAGCCGAUCCUUCGGCCACGUCCUUCUUCCACACGAACUAGAUGCAGAGCAACGUGGCAAUAAUGCCAUGACCUUGGCCCACCGCGACAAGAGCGGGUAUGUGCAGGGAAAAUAUCCGCUCAAGUCAGCAGCAGACAAGCAACUGCUCGAUGCCAAAGUCAUCGACCCGCGCAAGGGACGCAAGCUCGACUUCUCCCGCGAUGGGCUUCAUCCACCUCGCUUCAUUUGGGACGCCAACUCGGUUGGCACCAAGCCCCUCCCGCCUCCACGCAACCUCAUCAUCACUGGCUUCUCAGCGCUCACGCCGCCCAGCCAUCUGUUGCCACACAUCCGCCCCUUUGGCCGCAUUCUGUCGUCCAAGCUUGAGAUGCACCCUGCCAUCGGCCAGAGCUUGGGCAUCUUUUGCGUCACCUUUGCCCACGACUUUGACGAAGAUGGCAAACCCGUCAAAGACCUACCUGACGGACAGGAUCCGCAGAAUGGAGCCAAGGCGGCGAAGGCAGCACAGCUCGCACUCAAUGGCCGCCAAAUCGGACAGUAUCGUGUCGCCACCCUUCUCGACCGCGCCGGCGAGGUGGUGGCUGAGCAGGUCAAGCUCAAGAUCGCUGCGGAUCAGGCGAAGCAUCGUCCUCCUCCCUCUGCUGCUGCCUCGACUGCGCCUACGUCUGCCUCCUCCCGCCCGUCGCAGUCCAAUAUGCCUCCGCCGGAUAAGCCUCGCGCACCUCGGCCUUCCAUGGAUGCGGCUUCAUCGUCGCAUCUGCCCGCGUCGUCUCCUGCGCCUCGUUCAGGCCAAGACCGUCACGAUGCCCGCUCACCUCGAUGGACGUCCUCGAAAACCCAGUCUCGUGCAGAUGACGCGCCACGAUGGGACCGUCCCAGCUCAUCUGCCGACUCUUUCGGCCGUCGACGCCACGAAGACGAGCGCGACUCGCGUCCCAGCAGAUCCUACUCCAGCCUGCGCUCCGAGGGCAUGAAAAACGCGACGUCGGCCGGUGGCCAACAGGCACGCCCAAAGGCGCUGCCCAAGCUUCCCACCGCAGACAUCUUGGACAUGCUCCGAGUCCCGAGGCGUCCGCACGUGUUCAUUCCCAAACCCAAGUCGUGCAACGUCCUGACCGAAGACAUCACCGAGCAACUGGCCACCACUCAGCCGCUCUGGACCAGGGAGGGCGACGAUGGCUGGUAUGUCGCGUUCAGCACAAAAAGCGACGCCACCGCAUGCAAAUUUGUCAACGAGACCCUCACCAUCGGGGGCUACACGCUUCAGGUGCAUGUGCGGGACCCGCCGGCCGCGGCACCGCCAACCGCACAAACAGCCGACCCCACGAGCAAGCCUCUCCUCGCUUCUGGUGCAUCCUCCACAAGCCGCACCGCAGCAGCUGCGCCUGCCGAGCCCCCGCGCAAAUCGCUGGAUUCCGGCCUGCGUCCUCUCACAGCCGAGGAAAAGCAGAAGACCGAGUGGACCGAGCCAGAGCUCCAGGACGCGGUCUUCCGCAUGCUCCAGAAGGAGCUUGCCGACACCUUUCUCCGCGACGUCAAGAGCAGGAUCGUCGUGCCUCACCUCACCUCCUAUCUCAAACCUGAUGGCGAGGGCUUCCAGCUCCUGGCAAAGACGAUCAUCAAGAAGCCCGCCUUCUUUUCCUCGAAACCGCUCGAUCGAGGCUCAUUGAUGGACAAGGCCGACAAAGAAGCACGUCUGCCCUCGUUCCGCAAGGUCGCAACUGCCAAGACCGACAAGUCGACCUCGGAGCGCGACGCAGCUGCCUCCAAGGCGAAGUUCAAGCACGACCAAGCACGCGCCAAGAAGCAUCGGGAUCCAGCGACCAAGUCAAAGGACCGUCGCGGCAAAGACGACGCCGACGCCGAGAGCGAAGAUAUCGAAGACUUUGCCCCGUCGAAACGCAGCGGCGAGCGCGCCAGAUCGACGAAAUCCGGUGUCAAGAAGCGCGGCGCCGCAGCCUGGCUACUCGAGUCUACGGACGAGGAAGCAGAGUCGGACGACGCGGCAUCGACAGGGCCGGAUGCUACAUCGCGAUCUGUGUCCGCGUCGGUGGAGCCCUCGCAGAAUGAGACAGACACGAAGAAGAAGUCGGGCGUCAAAGCAGGCACUGCAGUGCGGAAGAAAGGUACCGCAGCAGCCAAGAAGAGCGCCAAGUCGGCCGGACGUGCGACACCGGAAGAUAGCGGCGAAGGGACGGCGACGCCGGUAGUCGAGGCGGUCCUAGCCAAGACAAAGCCGAAAGCGGCUGCCAAGGCAAAACCGAUCCCUGCUGAUCCGUUCGAGGCUGGGCUCGUGGAGGACGCCGAGGACCUCUACUUCCUCCGCCUGGCGCUCGACCGGCUCCGGGGUGGCGAAUUGCCUACCGACGAGUCGUGGCCCGAGGAAGACGAGCCCGAAGCGGCAGUGGAGCUCAAAGGCGUACCGGAAGCGCCUGCGCCGCACCUCACUGGAGCCGCCAGGACCGAAGGCAUGUACCGCAUCGCGCCCGCGCACAAGGCAGCGCACCUUCCGGACCGCAACAAGGCGACUGAGGAGACGGAAGCUGGCGCCAACGCGCAGGUGCUGCAGUCUGCGCGCAACAACCGAGCCGACUCACGCCGGCUUGUGCUGGGCAUCGAGCAGCACAAGCGCGAGACUGCGACGGACACGGACAUGUUCAAGUUCAACCAGCUGCGCACGCGCAAGAAGCAGCUCAAGUUUGCCAAGUCGCCGAUCCACGACUGGGGUCUGUAUGCGAUGGAGCUGAUUCCGGCGGGCGAUAUGGUGAUCGAGUAUGUCGGCGAGGUGGUGCGGCAGCAGGUGGCCGACGAGCGCGAAAAGCAGUACGAACGCCAGGGCAACUUUUCCACCUACCUCUUCCGUGUCGAUGACGAUCUCGUCGUCGAUGCCACGCACAAGGGCAACAUCGCGCGGCUCAUGAACCACUGCUGCACGCCCAACUGCAACGCCAAGAUCCUCACGCUCAACGGCGAGAAGAGGAUCGUGCUGUUUGCAAAGUCGCCCAUCCGACCGGGCGAGGAGCUGACGUACGACUACAAGUUCCAGUCGUCCGCCGACGACGAAGAUGCCAUCCCCUGUCUGUGUGGCUCGCCAGGAUGCAGGCGAUUCCUGUGA